CACUGAUCAUGGAAAGAGCUGAAGAUGUCGGCUCGGUCAUGUGAUCAGCUGUGUCCAAUCACAACUGAUCACAUGGGACAUGUACACUGGUCAUCAGGGCACUGAUGAUCAGUGUGCCCUGAUGAUCAGUGUAGCCCCAGCAGUGCCACCUGUCAGUGUCCAUCAAUGCCUUGUGUCAGUGCUGAUCAGUGCCUCGUGCCAGUGCCCAUCAGUGCCACAUCAAUGCCACAUAUCAGCGCCUACCAGUGCACAUUAAUGCCACAUAUCAGUGGCCAUCUGAGCUGCCUUUCAGUGUCACCCAUCAGUGCCACCUAUCAAUGCCAAUCAGUGCCACCUAUCAGUGCUGCCAAUCAGUGCCACGUAUCAGUGCCAGUCAGUGCUGCCUGUCAGUGCGCAUCAGUGCUUCCU
Molecule: messenger RNA, 408 nt
Organism: Staurois parvus
Lineage: Eukaryota; Metazoa; Chordata; Amphibia; Anura; Ranidae
Source: the annotation of a GenBank genome assembly